GGAAACCUCUCUUACGCAAUCAUUUCCUCAAACCCUAAUGCGCUGCAAACCUGUCCAGGUAGUGAAGGGGAUCGAAAAUCCUAAUUCUCUUCGAUUUGAACCGUGAUUGCUCACAAGGUUGUUUCAAGAAGGACCAUCAUCGAAAAAGCACGGUCCAGAUCAACCGGACAUUAGGGGGGCCGCACUCAAAUCACAGCACACAAAGAUGGGCAAACCCGAAGACACUGAAAGGAAGAAGAAGCUGAAAGAUGUUGAAAUAAGUGUUCCUAUUGUAUAUGGUAACGCUGCAUUUUGGCUCGGUAAAAAGGCAAGCGAGUAUCAAUCUCAUAAAUGGACUGUCUAUGUUCGCGGGGCAACAAAUGAGGAUCUCAGUGUGGUGGUAAAGCGGGUUGUUUUUCAGUUGCAUUCCAGUUUCAAUAACCCUACAAGAGUUGUGGAGUCAGCUCCAUUUGAGUUAUCAGAAUCAGGGUGGGGUGAAUUUGAGAUUGCCAUUACACUUUACUUCCACAAUGAUGUUUGUGAGAAGCCCUUGAACCUAUAUCACCAUUUGAAGUUAUACCCAGAAGAUGAAUCUGGCCCUAUGUCAAUUAAGAAACCUGUAGUUGUUGAAUUCUACAAUGAGAUUGUGUUCACAGAACCGUCAGAGAGUUUUUUAGCCCGUGUGCAGAAUUAUCCGGCAGUAACCUUCCCUAGAUUACCAGCUGGUUUUACUUUACCUUCCUCAGCACCAAUUGAAGAUGAAAGUAAAAGGAAGAGAGGUGACACUAAGGACCAUCCCUUAAACCAGUGGUUCUUGAAUUUCUCAGAAGCAGAUGAGCUAUUACAACUUGCAGCUGCUCGUCAGCAGGUACAAGCUCAUAUUGCUAAGCUCAGACGACAAAUCAGCGUGAUUGACGGGCAGAAUCAACGGUUUAAAUCUUCCUCUGACCAGUGAAUUUAUUAUACUAGUCCUUCAAAUUUUGAGACUUUCACUUCCAGUUGAGAUUGAUUUUGCGGCAAAGGCACAUGAUGGCAUAGUAAUGUAACUCUGAUAUGUAUCAUCUGGCACAGUUGUCUCUCUUUUUUGUUCAUUUUCAUGGCUUUUGAGCCCUGUACUAAUAAACAAAAGGCAAAAAGAAUUUGUAUAAUUUCUCUCUUUAAUAGAAGGCAAAUUCAUUAAUUGAAAAA
This is a messenger RNA of Theobroma cacao (cacao), 1167 nucleotides long. Its product is annotated as transcription initiation factor TFIID subunit 14b-like. Gene Ontology annotation, biological process: regulation of DNA-templated transcription. Lineage: Eukaryota; Viridiplantae; Streptophyta; Magnoliopsida; Malvales; Malvaceae. The record is from RefSeq and is a predicted model, not a curated record.